Molecule: messenger RNA, 5815 nt
Organism: Onychostoma macrolepis
Lineage: Eukaryota; Metazoa; Chordata; Actinopteri; Cypriniformes; Cyprinidae
Gene: odad2
Product: outer dynein arm docking complex subunit 2
Exons: 20
Coding region: 2420-5533 (1037 amino acids)
Molecular function (GO): protein binding
Source: RefSeq, a predicted model, not a curated record
ACUUGUACACCUUACUAACUUGUCAAUAGAAUAUCAUAAAUAGCAUAAAAUACAGUCAGCAUUUCUGAACAAUCUUUAGCAAAACUUUUACUUUAACAAAACUUAGUUAAUUUAAGUUAAGGAAAUGUAGUUAAAAUGUAUUUUUUUCAAGGGCUUUCGGCCCUUUGGGGGACCCUUGACUCCAGUUUGAAAACUCCAGCGCUGGGAUUCCAGUGCCAUCAUCUUGAAUCUAUUUACAAUUUAUCAUUGAAUGAUUGCAGACAUGAGAGUGAAGGAUCGCAAUGCUUUAACGAUGGAGAGGGUCUGUUUUUUAUUGCUCUCAGAGUCUCAGCGUUACCUCUUGUGGGCUCCCCUCUUUAAGGCUGUUGGAUUUCCAAGAAGUGGCUGGGCCAGACAAAAUGUCACGCAGUAAGAUCGACGACACUGAUUUGCACCCAUUUAUUCAACCAAGGAUGAAAGACUGGGCUUUUGCAAAUACAUGUAGAAUAAAAGCAUGUCUGGACUGUAGGUAUAAAUCAAAAUGUUGACACACAUAGUUAAGAGAGCAUUUGCAUUUCUUUUCUGCUUCUGUUCAUCAUCGCUAUGGCCUUAUGGUUGUAAAUGACCAGACUGUUGCAAAAAGGAGCAAGAACAGAUAUUUUCCCCGAUUUAAAAUCAAAGGCCUAUACCGCUGGCUGCUUAUUUCCUAAUCUACACACAAAGAAAAUAGAGUAGUAUUAUGGUAAUUAAACCCAUUCAGUGUUGUUUACUAGUGACGUGUGUGGAAGCUCUGAAAUACCCAUAUUUUAUACCGCUUGACAGACAUGAUUAAAUGAAUUUAAAAAGUCUCUGCUCCCGUAAUUUAUUUUGUAAGUUGAAGUCUAGUGGAAAUGCUUGUAAAUUUCCAUGUAAUAUUAAAUGCCUGGAGAAAUUCUUAGUAAUGAUCUCUUGAUCUGCUGCAAGAAGUGAAAUCAUUAAUUCAGUAAGAGAGAAUAAUCUAAAGAGCACUAUUUAAGUGAAAAAGCAUGGAAAUUUCUGUAAUGUUAAUCUCCAGGUCAUCGGUGUGGUUUGGCAGUGAGCGAUGGAGGCUAAUACACCUGGCACUAGGCCUUGCAUCUGCAUGAUCUGAAAAUAGGGAGCUCCUGUUCGGUUUUGGUUCACUUGAAAGCUCAUGAGUGAGACCUAUCAAAGUUAAACCCAGCGUGAAUAAUGUUGUGCUGAAUUCACUUAUUUUGAGAGGCUGUACGGGCAGGAUCAAUGGGGAAAUGAAGUCUUUUCUAUGGCCCAAAUGCCUGUGUGUAAUUUUCUGCCAAACCAUACAGCACAGCACGGAAGUUUAUAAAGAGCCUCUCAAAAGUGUGGUUCUGUGGGCACGCAACCCCAGAGAGAAAACAAACAGUUGACAUAAUGCAGAAGCCUUUAAUUCGGUCAGGUAAGCUGGUUUUGGACCUCACUUUUGUUUGCAUAGCAAAAUCAUCCUAAUGUGAAUGUUGAUCAUUCAUAUACAAUCAAGUGUUUCCUGCAAACACAAAAAGAAAAAAGCUGAACGCUCUGCUUACCAGUGUUGCCAACAAAUUUUCUGGGGAAGUUUCUAAAACUGGUAAACUGUAAACUAUACAUUCUGAACAAUUAUACUUUUAAGCAGUGUAUUAGUAGUUAGUUAGUAUGCUGCACUCGAAGAAGAGUCUGUAAAAAUAGGGCAUAAUCCACUAUGUUAAUAUGAAGGAAUUUUCCAUAUUGAUUUUUCACAGUUUUUUUUUUUUUUUUUACCUGCAUUUUAAAUUACACAUUGGAUUUUGUGUUUUUGGCUUACAGGGUUACAAUGGAUAACGGAUAUGUUUUGGACAAUUAGUACUUUUCCAUUUUUCUAGAUAUUUUUCUUACAGUGUACUAACUGAUCAACAAUCGCAGGUACAAGCUAACAAGGUGUAUCAUAAAUGAACAAUUAUUCAAUUAUUAUUAUUAAACUGAACAAUUGCAAAUAGCAGUGAUGUGUGUUCUGCUAGGUAUCUUUGGUUUCCUCUCUUUGUGUAAUUUAGAUGGAAAAUAUGUGCCUUUUUAUCGUUUGAGUCACUAAACAAAAGUUGCUAAAAGUUGCCAAAUAAUUUUUUAAAAUAGCUCAAUUUGUUGCUUGGUGCUGCUGGAAGAAAAAAGUAGCUUGAGUCUGAAAAGUUGCUAAAUUUAGCAACAAAAUUGCUAAGUUGGCAAUACUGUUACCUUCACUUCUUUUUUGACCCUCUCUGGUCCUCGUUGUUUGACCGUAUCCUAGCAACCGAAGCCUGCCCUUAGUUCGUUUCUGUUUACUUAAUAACAGAAGGAAACGCCGAAAAGUUAGCAAGAUAGCAAGACAGCGAAUUUGAAGAGGAAAACGGUUAGAAACUUUGUACAUACUUGUUUAGUCACGUUUGUUGUGUUAGGCUAAGACUAUCUGUUGUCCGUCAUGGGAGAGACACUCUCUAGGGCAAUUCAGUGGAGUUCUGAUGCGGAUAAACUCGAGAACAGCCCUCUGAAUAAUGACAUACUGACUGAAAUCCUGCUCUUCACGGAGGACUUCGACGACAGAUACCCACAGGAGGCCAGGAUUCUGUUCAGGGAGCCUUUACAAUGGAAAACCUCUCUAGAAGCGGCUGAUUUCACAUCAGAUAUAUAUGACACCAGAGGAGAAUCAGCUGUGUCCCUGGAAUGUGAUGAUGACGGAAGUCCCCUUCUCCAGCUGAGUCCACCUGACAUCACAGUGCACUCAUUUCACCAUCUCUCUAACCUUUUGCAACUAAGCAAAGAUAAAAAUGUGAAGGAGAUCCGGGCCUGUUUGGAAGUUAACAGGGAGCCAAUACAGAAGAUCUUUGGGCCCAUCUCCCCCACAAUACACGAAGACAAGCUAUUCAGUAUCCUGCAUCAGCUGGAUGAGAAGCUGUUAAAUAUUGCUGUCAGACCGUUCACCGGAGAGGGCAGGCUAAGCCCAGCAGCUGUUAAUACAGAGGUAGAUCUGUUGAAGAGAUUCUGUGGAACAGGAGAAAACCGGGUGCUGAAGUCUGUGAGCUACACAUCAGAUUACGUGUUCUCCAAUGGUUGUCGUUCUCCACCGUGGAGGCAGAUGGAUGGAGAGAUCUGCUCCCUUAUAAUUGAGACCUGUGACACAGAGCCCACACUGUUCAUCACUUGCAGUUCAAGCGGAGUUUUCUUCGAUGAGAGAAUCAAUGGAGAAGGAGGUGUAAACUACUAUAUGAGAAAAAGUGAACUCUACAAAGACAUUAUUACACUGCUGAAAAACAUGUCUCCCCAUUUUGCUGCGGCUGCUAAUGAACAGGACUUUGCCAUUCAAGAUGUGCCAUCCGCGAAAAAGAUCUUGCAUGUGGAAACGGUUGAUGUUGAGGAAACGGGCCAAACCCUGAAGUCUUACGACCAUGAGGAAAAGAAUGUGCCUGAGAAGGCGAGACAACAGCUUGCGCGGAACAAGCCGGGCGGUAGGAAGAAGAAAUUAGAACCAUCUUUGAAAUGGAAGAACCUCGGCCUCACAUCGUCUUAUGAUGAGGUAGAGGAGAAGUCUAGAAGGAGCAGAGAAAGCAAGAAGAUCUUGGAAAAUGGCACAAAGUCACCCUCAUCCGAGAACAAAAAAAAAGCUAAUUUCUCUGGAUCAUCUUUGCCAGGCUGCCAAUCUUCUCAAAAAAUUAAAAGCCCAGGAGGAGCUGACGACUUCAGUGAGAGUUCGUCAGAGGAUGAGGAAGAUGAGGAACAGCCUGAAAGACGUGCUGAGAUCCCCACCGACCUGCCCUCUGAAUACUGGCAGAUCCAGAAACUAGUCAAAUACUUAAAGGGGGCUAAUCAGACAGCCACAGUGAUUGUGUUGUGUGCUCUGAGAGAUUUUAACCUGGGCCAGGAGACGUGUCAGCUGGCUAUCAGAGAUGUGGGGGGGCUGGAGGUUCUCAUCAACCUGCUUGACACAGAUGACAUCAGAUGUAAAAUUGGUUCUUUGAAGAUCUUGAAGGAGAUCAGUUGUAACUCUCAGAUUCGUCAAACCAUCGCUGAUCUGGGCGGUUUGCAGACCAUGGUGUCCAUCCUGGACUCUCCUGACAAAGAGCUGAAGUGCCUGGCUGCAGAGACCAUCGCCAAUGUGGCCAAGUUCAGACGGGCCCGUAGGACGGUCCGACAACAUGGUGGCAUCAAGAGACUGGUGGAGUUGUUGGACUGCUUGCCUAAUGGUGUGUCUCUGAGUGCGGAGCAGGAGAGGGAUGCGGAGGUGGCGCGCUGUGGGGCUCUGGCUCUUUGGAGCUGCAGCAAGAGCACCAGGAACAAGGAGUCUAUCCGUCGGGCCGGGGGAAUCCCUCUGCUCGCCCGGCUGCUCAAGUCAUCACAGAAGAACAUGCUCAUCCCUGUGGUGGGAACCUUGCAGGAGUGCGCUUCUGAGAAGAGCUACAGAAUUGCUAUACAGACUGAGGGCAUGAUUGAGGAUCUGGUGAAGAACCUCAGCUGUGACAACCAGGAGCUCCAAAUGCACUGUGCCAGUGCUAUCUUUAAGUGUGCAGAAGAUAAACAUACCCGUGAUUUGGUGCGGCAGUACGACGGACUGAAGCCACUGGUCAUGUUGCUCAACGAAGCUGAAAACAAGCAGUUACUAGCUGCCACGACUGGAGCCAUCUGGAAAUGUUCCAUCAGCUUGGAAAAUGUAGCUAAGUUUCAGGAGUAUAAGGCACUAGAAACUCUGGUAGGUCUGCUCAAAGACCAACCUGAAGAGGUACUUAUUAAUGUAGUGGGUGCUUUGGGAGAAUGUGGCCAAAUAUCAGAGAAUCUUGCCACCAUCCGCAAAAGCAGUGGUAUCCAGCCUUUGGUCAACUUACUCACCGGCACCAACCAGGCCCUUCUAGUCAACGUCACAAGGGCCGUGGGAGCCUGUGCCACUGACCCUGAGAACAUGGUGAUAAUCGAUCGUCUUGAUGGUGUACGUCUUCUUUGGUCUUUGCUGAAGAACCCCAAUCCAGAAGUUCAGGCCAGUGCUGCCUGGGCCAUCUGCCCCUGCAUUGAGAAUGCAAAGGAUGCUGGAGAAAUGGUGCGUUCCUUUGUGGGAGGUUUGGAGCUCAUUGUUAACCUGCUAAAAUCACAGAAUAAAGACGUGCUGGCAAGUGUUUGUGCAGCCAUUGCCAAAAUUGCUAAAGAUGUGGAGAACCUGGCAGUUAUUACAGAUCAUGGUGUGGUUCCCAUGCUGGCCAAUCUCACCAAUACCGGGGACGAUAAGUUACGGCGGUACCUGGCAGAAGCCAUUGCCUGCUGCUGUACGUGGGGGAGUAAUUGUGUAUCAUUUGGGGAAGCUGGAGCUGUAGCCCCACUGGUACACUACCUUCGAUCAAAAGACCCUUCGGUGCACCAAGCGACAGCCCGGGCUCUGUUUGAGCUGUCUAAAGACCCUAACAACUGCAUCACAAUGCAUGAAAACGGAGUAGUCAAGCUCCUGCUCAUCAUGAUCGGAUCCACAGAUGAGAUUCUGCAGGAGGCCGCAGCCAGCUGUGUGGCCAACAUUCGACGCCUGGCGCUGGCCAAUGACAAGGCUAAAUAUGGGUAAAAGUGACCGCAUCUUCUCUUCGAUCUCACCCGCAGUGGGCAACAAAUAAGUUACUUUACCCACUCAACGAGUAUAAAUGGAUCAGCUGUGAUGCCCGAUGUGUGUUUAUUUAUAUUUUACUUCAGCUCUGUAAUAAUAAGAAGCAUUUAGCCAAAGCUAAACAUGUCAUUAAUUAAUUUGUUGGAGUCUACAACCCUGGCUCACCCUUGUCUCAGCCUUUUCCCUCAAUUUCCUCAUCGCAGCAUCUAAUUUAACAAUAACAAUAAACGCUUUCUUCUCCUG